Vigna unguiculata (cowpea) is the source of this 1352-nucleotide messenger RNA. Its product is annotated as protein SRG1-like. The record is from RefSeq and is a predicted model, not a curated record. Lineage: Eukaryota; Viridiplantae; Streptophyta; Magnoliopsida; Fabales; Fabaceae.
UUAUUUAAUGAGUGUCUAGUUGGGACACUUCUCACAAGUUGAAACAUUUACGAUUAUUUGGUAGGGGUGUUGUUCUGGCAAACUAAGAUCAUGGAAAAGUUCUCGAACGUAUCUGGAACUUCUCUUUUGGUACCAUCAGUUCAAGAGUUGGCCAAACAAAAUUUGGUUACUGUUCCACAAAGAUACAUUCAGCCUCAAAAUCACCAACAAAUGCUGCAUAUUUCUCAACAACCUAAUGUUGGAUCCCUUCAGAUUCCAGUUAUUGACAUGCACAGAUUGCUUUCUCAAGAAUCUGGAACUUCUGAAUUGGAUAAGCUUCACCUUGCUUGCAAGGAAUGGGGAUUCUUCCAGCUGAUAAACCAUGGAAUAAGCUCAUCCAUGGUGGAGAAAGUGAAGUUGGAGAUGGAAGAUUUCUUCAACCUUCCGAUGACAGAGAAGGAAAAGUUUUGGCAAACUCCAGAACACAUGGAGGGUUUUGGACAAGCAUUUGUUUUUAGUGAAGAUCAAAAGCUAGAUUGGAGUGAUAUGUUCUACAUGAUCACCCGUCCAAAGCACUCCAGAAUGCCCCACUUAUUUCCACAACUCCCUCUUCCUUUUAGGGACACUCUAAAAGUUUACUCAGAAAAGAUGAAGGAUCUGGCUAUGGAUAUUCUUGGGCAUUUGGCAAAAGCAUUGGGGAUAGAAGAAGUGGAAAUAAAGGAGUUAUUUGAAAACGGGUUACAAAUGAUGAGAAUGAAUUAUUACCCUCCUUGUCCUGAACCAGAAAAAGUGAUUGGCCUAACCAAUCAUUCAGAUCCAACAGCUCUCACCAUCCUCUUACAACUCAAUGAACAAGAAGGAUUGCAGAUAAGAAAAGAUGGAAUGUGGGUUCCUGUUAAACCCUUGCCUGAGGCCUUCAUUGUUAAUGUUGGGGACAUCUUGGAGAUUAUUACCAAUGGAACAUAUCGAAGUGUUGAGCAUCGAGCAACAGUGAACUCUGAGAAGGAAAGACUUUCAUUUGGAACUUUCUACAGCCCUAGAGAAGAUGCUGUCAUUGGUCCUUCGCCAUGUCUGAUAACUGAUCAAACACCACCACAGUUCAAAAGCAUCAGAGUGGAUCAGUAUUUUAAGGACUUUUUUGCUCGAAAACUUAAAGGAAAGUCCAACAGAGAUAACAUGAAAAUAGAUCAUCCUAAUUAGGGAACAAAGAUGUUUUAAGCAGGGUUGUAUGUGCACAAUAGAAAAGUUUAUAUGUAUAAUAAUGUGCACAGUGAAUCAUUUGUAAGAUACUGAAUGUGGUCCACUGGUCCACUAGCAUGUGUAAUGUAAUUUGUCAUCUACAUAAUUAAUGUAUGCUUGAUGUCCAAUCUAAA